AUGCUGCCAGCACGUCUUUCUUGGUCUACCUGCCUCCGUCGUAUCCCCAUCCAAAUCUCACUUGCCACGCCGGAGUAUCGUGCUACCCGCGUAGGUCUUUUACUUCGAGCAUCACCUACCUACACCGCAGCGGCCAUGUUCUCGUGCAGCGCCGCAUCGUCGGGCCAUUGCGCUGGCUCUGUUGGUUCGACCAACAAGUCGCGCUUGAAACCGCUGAAUUUUCCAACGACUGGGUUCCAAGAGAUCGAUCCAUCCGUCAAGUUUGAGGAGGAGAAAUUGAAUUACUACCAUCCCGCCUUGUUCUAUCCCAUUCAUAUCGGAGAGGUCUUGAAUGAGCGGUAUCAAGUCGUAUCAAAGUUUGGCUACGGGUCGACGUCGACGAUAUGGCUAUGCAAAGACUUGGCUGAGCAUCGUUACGUCGUGUUGAAGGUGUUUAUCCGGCAGGGCAGGAUGGAGAGCAAUCGGGAGCUUGAAUGCUUUCGGCACUUUCAGAAAUUUGUCAACCACAAGGCAGACCACGGCGGCCACGAAAGGGUUCGGUUCCCGGAAGAGCACUUCACCAUCCAGAGUUCCGACAGCAGCACCCACGACGUGCUUGUCCUGCGGCCUCUGGGACUUAGUGUAAGGGCCUUGCAGACGUACACGCCCGCGGGCGUCUUCCCCGAGUUGAAUGCGGUGCUCUUGACCCAGUCCACCGUGACGGCUCUCGACUACCUGCGCAACGUUCAUUCCGGAAAUCUGCAUCUGACUCUGACCGACGAGAACGUGCUCGAGCAGUGUGAGCAAGACGAGCUCGUCACUCCAUCGCCGAGAAAAGUUGCAAAAGAGGGCGUCGUCAUACAUGCCACCAGGCAUAUUAUAAACGGAGAAAGCCCCCUGGUCCUGUGUGAUUUGAGCAGCGCACGUAUAUGUCCAAACCACGAUUUGCAGCGUGGGCUUCCCCUAAUGCCGGAGCAUUAUCGACCACCCGAGGUGAUUCUUAAUAUGCCGUGGGGCUAUUCGGUCGAUAUGUGGUGCUUUGGUAUUACCAUAUGGCGGAUGCUGAACAACAAAGGCUUGUUUGGCCAUUAUGUCGGUACCGAUUUGGAUGAAGCCCGCCAUUUGUCCUUGAUGGUCGGCCUGCUUGGUCCACCUCCGUUGGAAUUCCUCAAAAGGAGCGAGAAGUCGCUCAAAUUCUGGGAUGAAAGCGGCAGCUGGAGGGGACCCAUCGCUUUACCACCUCCCACCUACACCCUCGAGGCCAUUUGCCCCAAAUCGUUGGACGGCGAAUCCAAGGUCUUGUUUUUAGAUUUCAUCCGCAAGAUCCUCCAUUGGGAUCCAGACGAGCGCCUUUGCCCCGCCACGGCAUGGUAUCAUCCGUGGGUGCAUAGGAUAUGGUCCAAGGAUAGACUCGUCCCCAUUGAGGAGUGGGAGAAGUCUCAAGGAGCUGCAGCUGAAUAG
Molecule: messenger RNA, 1440 nt
Organism: Pyricularia pennisetigena
Lineage: Eukaryota; Fungi; Ascomycota; Sordariomycetes; Magnaporthales; Pyriculariaceae
Exons: 4
Coding region: 1-1440 (479 amino acids)
Biological process (GO): protein phosphorylation
Molecular function (GO): ATP binding; protein kinase activity
Source: RefSeq, a predicted model, not a curated record